AUGAAAUUUAGACCUGUGCACCUAAAUACCCGUAGAAGGCAGAAGUGGUCUGUGGAUCCACGAAAUAACGCUUGGAGUAAAGAUGAAUCUAAAUUUGGCCAGAAGAUGCUGGAGAAGAUGGGCUGGUCCAAAGGAAAGGGUCUUGGGGCUCAGGAACAAGGAAAUACAGAGCAUAUCAAGGUUCAGGUGAAAAACAACACGCUGGGGUUAGGAGCAACCAUCAAUUACGAGGACAACUGGAUUGCUCAUCAGGAUGACUUCAACCAGCUUCUGGCUGAACUGAAUGAUUGCCAUGGACAGGGUGAAACAGAGUCCUCAGUAAAUAAUCAGAAGACGACAUUCAGUCUUGAAGAAAAAUCCAAAUCUUCCAAGAAACGUGUCCAUUACAUGAAGUUUGCAAAAGGUAAAGAUCUCUCUUCGCGCAGUGAAGAUGACCUGUCCUGCAUAUUUGGGAAGCGACAGAAGAGUAUGAAGACACAGGAGGAUGUUACUGAUGCUGAGUCUCAGGAAGAGGAGCAGAGAAACCGCUGGAUAUCGGAGCCUGCAGACGGUUACAACACAGUGAAGAGUGUUCUCACUGUACAGGAAUACUUUGCCAAGCGUAUGGCAAAACUGAAGGGAUCCCAGAAUGAAAAAGAAACAAAGGUAGAUGAUUCCUGCCCAACAGCUGAUGAAGCUUUGGAGCCUUCAGAAGACCUGAAAACCAAAGUCAAAAAGAAAAAGAAGAAGCAGAAGAGGGAUGAGGCAGAGAGUAUAGAGCAUUGCGAGAAACCAAAAGUGAAACAAUCUAAGAUAGGCAGCUUGAAUGGAGAGGAACUGGAUGCUCCCUUAAAUGGGUGUCACUUGAGGAAAAAGAAAAGGAAACAUAAAGAGCAGCACAAAGGGGAAAGCAUUAGUUGUGAUGAAAAUAUGGGUGAUGGAGAAAUUUAUAUGGGAAUAUCUGAUGGGGAGAAUCUCAGCAUAGAGGACUCUGAAGCAAAGCAAAAGAAACGCCAUAAGAAGAAACACAAAAAGCAAAAAGAGGAGGGCGAUGAGUGCAUCGAAGGAGCACAGAGAAAGAAAAAGAAGCACUGCAAACACGUGUAA
Molecule: messenger RNA, 1086 nt
Organism: Pterocles gutturalis (yellow-throated sandgrouse)
Lineage: Eukaryota; Metazoa; Chordata; Aves; Pterocliformes; Pteroclidae
Gene: PINX1
Product: PIN2/TERF1 interacting, telomerase inhibitor 1
Exons: 7
Coding region: 1-1086 (361 amino acids)
Biological process (GO): regulation of ribosome biogenesis
Cellular component (GO): nucleolus
Molecular function (GO): nucleic acid binding; telomerase inhibitor activity
Source: RefSeq, a predicted model, not a curated record